AUGGCAAUCUCGACUCCCAGCAGCCAAACAACGGCACCCGUCCACGAAUUCCGCUGUCUCUACACGCGCGAUCUGCACAAAAAGUCCAAGAAAUGGCACGAUGGCUCGGUACGCUUCCACACCUUCAAUCGACGCGUCAUGGCCUACGAUGACACCCGGACCUUCAUCGACGAUGUGCACUAUAGGCAAGAGGAGGAGUUCGCCGAAGGCAUGGAGAUACGGCUUGACCGUGGUGUUCUGGUGGAGGUUGGAGAGCGCCUUGGACAGACGCAAACCGACUUGGGCCCGAUUCUCGAUAGAGGGCGCGCAGACAAAGCCCUGUCACCUCGAAAACAGCACAUCUCGCUCGCGAACCGAUCACAGGCAAUUGGAUCCUCCCAGCGUCCGAAGUCACUCAUAGAAGUACUGGGGCCGUCGCAGGGUCGAUCGGGACGUGCGAGAGGUUUAUAUCAAUCGCCCUACGAUCAGAGAUACACUCCUGCCCGCGGAGAGCAAGCUGGACCUUCCCCCAAGAGACCAAGACUUUCCAGUGACAAGGAAAACUAUUCGCACGAAGGACACCCGCCUAUCAGACCUGCAAGACCCAGCUUACCCCAGCCCACGCAGCCAAGUAAGCCUAUCACGCAUUCAAGUCGUGGGAAUGAGCCUCCAAUCGAGUUCGAGGAGGUCCUUGACCUUUCAGCGGACGAAGAGCCCAGACGACACCCACCGAAGCGUUUGAGGUCGACUGAGAAAUUUCAGAAAAUACACAAAGAAGCUUCCAAGAACCCUACACUUACCUCUGGAAUUUCAUAUCCGAGGUCGACUAGUCUGGUCCGGCCUGUUGAUCAGGGGGUACAAGCGGGCAAGGAGAAAGGCAGCGGGAAGAAACUGCAGUACUACUCGAACUCGAACAAGUCUACAAUAAGCCCACAUCCCAUAGCUUCGCGGUCCCCGUCCACUAAGACAGCCAGACUCCUUCUCAGCCGACCCAAAACAAGGCAAAAGCUAACCUGCACACUUCCUUUUUCACCUGAUCCAUCAACAGCGAAGCCUAUAGAUCCUCCGUUCCGGCGUUCGCCAUGUCAAGAGACUGUUGGCAGAUCGCUUUCGCCUACUGGCAAAGCUCUACACUUAGACAACGACGACCAUGCGGUUGCAAUUGAUCCUACACUGCCAACUCAAUGGUCAAAAUGCCAGUCUAGUACGCGCGAGCAACAACUGUCACCUCACCACGGCAACUCCAGCCCAUUGUUCAUGCCCGAGGACAAUGCCGACCCGACACCUCCCUCACCUUGCAAGGUCCUCACGCAAGACCAGUUGGCCUUCUCGGACGUUGGACACAGCCAGACUUUUGAGGACCUGGAUGAAGUGUGUAUCUCCCUCCGUUCGGCUCCGGCAGGAGGGACACAAACCUCUCCACGAAAACGGGCGGAGACGGAAGGGGGGAAUGGGUUAAGUACCCGGGUUGAGCCUGAGCCCCAGGAUGAAGCAGACAGCCCACCAGCGGUAGGAGCAGAAGAUCAUGAGCAAUCCCAAAGUUUGCAGGAUUCAGAGGAAACGACGGUGGAAGGUGUGAAUGAGACCGUACCCAAAACUCUCCCGGCAGUAGACGACAUGGUUAAGUCCGGCGGACAGGAAACGCCGGCCGAACCUGAAACACGGUCUGCACCGAACAUGCUUGUCACUGGGCAGAGACAAACCGAAGCAGGGAAAGGAGUAGGCCAUCAUGAGCAGGCUGCAACUCGACGGCCUCCUCAACUACCCAUCAACAAUGUGCACCAGCCUUUCACAUCUCGCGUGGGGGGUCAGUCGUCUGUACCGAAUCAGCCUACGCCUGCAAUGGGCCCCACUGCUGGCGUUCAGGGACGAUCGUUCCGACGAGUCUUCUCAGAGAAUGAUGCUUUGGACGAGGAGGAUCUUGCUCCGGUCCCUCGGCUCGAAGUGUCCAACCCGAGACGUCGGUUGGGACUACUGGAGAAUCUGACAACGAAGAGAAGUUCUGCGAAGUCCAGGAGCCCAACCAAGAUGCAACGAUGUGCCUCCGACACGUUGGCAUUCGACACUGCAGACCGAUCAGUUACGCUGCCAGCAGCAGAGGGCCCACAGGGACUCACAGGACCCUGGACUGUCGACGAAGCGUUUCUCUUGUUUGACUGGUGGCCUGCUGAGAUGGAAAAGCCAGUAUAUUGGAUGGAUGCGCCGGUAGAACCUGUAUCGCGUGCUCCUUGGGAGCCCGCUCACAGCAACUGGGGUGGCAUAACCACGGCGCGCCAGUUCCUGCGUGACGAGACGACGUAA
This is a messenger RNA of Cladophialophora yegresii CBS 114405, 2280 nucleotides long. RefSeq lists its product as uncharacterized. The transcript has a single exon. Bases 1 to 2280 code for a protein of 759 amino acids. Lineage: Eukaryota; Fungi; Ascomycota; Eurotiomycetes; Chaetothyriales; Herpotrichiellaceae. The record is from RefSeq and is a predicted model, not a curated record. Gene Ontology annotation, biological process: double-strand break repair. Gene Ontology annotation, cellular component: nucleus; site of double-strand break.